Molecule: messenger RNA, 3436 nt
Organism: Tetranychus urticae (two-spotted spider mite)
Lineage: Eukaryota; Metazoa; Arthropoda; Arachnida; Trombidiformes; Tetranychidae
Biological process (GO): protein ubiquitination; mRNA processing; ubiquitin-dependent protein catabolic process
Cellular component (GO): nucleus
Molecular function (GO): ubiquitin protein ligase activity; nucleic acid binding; zinc ion binding
Source: RefSeq, a predicted model, not a curated record
UGCUUGUCUAUCUUCCUUUUAUAUUGAAAGGCAGAAUCCAUUUUCUGAAUUUGAGGCUUUUUUUAAGUCAAUCAAUUCAUUUAAAUUUAGUUAAUUAAUUUGUAAAUAUGUCAAUUCAUUAUAAAUUUAAAGGAAGUCUAAAUUUUGAAAGGAUUCCUUUUGAUGGUGUACACAUUUCAGUUGGUGAUCUUAAAAAAGCCAUUUUUGCUCAGAAAAAGAUUGAUACAUCAACAAAUGAUCUCAUUAUAACUGAUUCCCAAACUAAAGAAGUUUAUGAAUCGGAUGAAGUAUUGAUUCCAAGAAAUACCUCUGUUAUUGUAGCGAGAGUGCCCAUUACUGAUGAUAAAAAACACUGGCACAAAAAUGAAGUCAAACCAUCUUCGGAGAAUCACACCCCAGGACAUGUUUCACUUAAGGAAAUAAUCAAAUCUUCUGACCUCUCCAACUCAAAUGCAUCCGAAGAAGAAAAGAUUCAAGCUAUGUUAUCCCACUCAACUCAGGACUAUGACUCAUCAAAAUUUGUUAAAAACCGAGGAAUCGUUGGUCCUUUACCUCCAAAUUAUACUUGUUACCGUUGUGGUCAACCAGGCCAUUAUAUUAAGCAUUGUCCAACUAAUAAUAUGGAAAUCAAGCGAAGUACAGGUAUUCCGAAGAGCUUCAUGAUCCCUGCAAGUGCAGAACAGAAAGGAGCUCUUCUAACUUCAAGUGGUGAAUAUGCUGUACCAAUCAUUGACCACCAAGCAUAUUCGGAGAAGAAAAGUGACAGGAAAGCAUUACUGGAGAACCGAGAAAAGGAGGAAGGCGAAACCAAAGAGGAAUCAAUUCCAGACGAAUUAAAGUGCUUAUUAUGUCAAGAACUGCUCCGUGAUGCCGUUAUUACGCCUUGCUGUGUCAAAGUUUUCUGUGAUGAAUGUAUUAGAAUGGAAAUCCUGCAGACAGAUGAUAAUCAAUGUCCAUCGUGCCUCGAAACAGAUCUAAGGCUUGACCAUCUCAUACCCAUAUUGCGUAUACGUUCAGCUGUAAAAAAAUUUAUCUUGGACAGAGAAGCUAGCCAGAAAUCUAUUACUGAUAUAAAUAAUGUUAACGCUGAUAUUGAUAUUCAAUCUAGCGGAAAUGAUAAUUUAAAUGGUGGAGAUAGCAAAGAAAUCAACUCUAUUACUACUGACACCUCCACUUCUUCCACAUCUACUUUUAUUACUAAUUCAGCAUCACCUACCACCACAACUUCUAUUAGUACAUCUAAUUUAGUCCUAAUCUGUGAAAAAACAUUCCCUAAUGAUUCAGAAAAAGAGGUUGAGGGAAAAUCUCAAUCAAGUGAUGAAAAUAAACUAGAUUCGAUGAAAGUUGAAACUAAAGUUGACGAAACUAAUAAAGCUCCCUGUGAGCUUCAUGAGUCUGAUAUUGAGACUCGCGAAAAAUUAAAUCAAGAUGAUUUUGUUUCUGAUUUAAAGGUUAAAGAGGAAACCUCUAAUUUAGAGGUACCUCAAUCUCAAAACUUGGAUGAAAACAGCCAAUCUCAGGAAAGGCAACAGUUGGCUCUGGACUUUGCGAUAAAUGGAGAUAUUAAUGAGAACGUUUCAGGGACUGAUAGAGCAGAAGAUUCAGAAGCAAGUUCUAUUAAAAAAGAUAUUGAUACAGAAUCAUCAACCCCUAUACCUAAUUUAAUUACUACUAGUGAUUCAGAUAAGGCUAUUAGAUCAGAACUUCAUGAUGAAUCUAGCAGAACAUCUUCACAUGAUGAGCCAAUCCAUUCUCAACGUGAAAGUGAAGAAGACGAGGAAAGUCAAGAUGCCUACGCCUCCAGUUCAGUUAGUCCUUCAAACAGAGAUUCCAAGGAUAAAGAUUCAGACAAAGAGAUUGACAAAGAUAAGGAAAAGGAAUCUGACGAUGAAAAGGAUGAACAAGAGAAGACUGAUGCUCCAUGGACCCAUGCAACGGACAAGUCAAAACCGCAAGAGUACCAGGAGACGAUCAAAAUUAAUCAAAAUCAAGAAACUAAUCCAAGCUCAAAUGAUAUCACAACACAGCCAAGUAUUUUACAAUCUCGAACUCUCAGACCGACGAUGGCUAUUCGUAAUCUAAUCUCUCUACCUCGUCCUAUUCUACCUACUGUUCCUCCCACCAUGAGCAUGCAUCGAACACCAUUAUUAGGCCAUCGUGGUCCUUUAUUUCCAGGAGGACCACCUGAUGCAAGAUUUUAUCGCCCAUCAAUGCGUGAUCCUUUCUCGAUGAACCCUAACCCAUACAGUUUCAGUUUACCCAUGAGACCUCCACCUGGGUACCCUGACCCAUACGCUUUUAUGAAUACACGACCACCUCACAUAAACACUAAUCAGUAUUCACGACCUUCGCCAAUGUCUAACACUCAGACGUAUGAUCCAACACAAUCAGAUUUAAUUAGUAACUAUUAUUCAAAUUCAACUACAAAUGAUGAUUAUGAAGAUCCUUUGGAUCGUUUUGUCAAACAAUUAGAAUCUAAGUCACGUAAACGCAUUGCUGGAUCUCCGUCACGGUCAAGAUCAAGGUCUAGUUCUAGAUCUCGGUCAAGAAUCCGAGCUCAUUCUGGUUCGCCCAGGUCUAGAAAUCGUUAUUAUCGAAGUGAUUCUCCUAAUCGACAUGAUAAACGACGUGAAAAAGAUCAAGCCGACCGCAGUCGAACAAGGGAAAGAGAAAGGGAAAGGCUCAGAGAUAGAAACUCAGACCGCCAUAGAGAUUGGGAUCGACAUCGUGAUAGAGAAAGUGAUCGUGAUCGCAACAGAGAAAAACUCUCCAGAGAUCGAGAUCGUGAAAGAGAACGAGAACGAGAGCGAGACAGGGAGAGAGAAAGAGAAAGAGAAAGGGAACGAGCAAGAGAAAGGGAACGAGAGAGGGAACGAGAAGAGCGCGAGCGAGAGAGAGAACGAGAAAAGGAACGAGAGAGGGAAAGAGAGGAAAGAGAACGAGAAAGAGAGAGAGAAAGGGAGAGAGAAAGAGAACGAGAACGAGAAGAAAGAGAAAAAGAGCGUGAAAGAGAAGAAAGAAAAAGGAAGAAAAAAAUUAAAAAAGAAGCAGAAGUGCUGAAGGAAGGAGAAACUGAGCGAAAGAGUAAAGGCACUAAACGAAAGAAAGAUUCGAAGAAAGAUGCAGAUGGAGAGAGAGAAAAAGGAAAAGAGAAAAAGAAGAAGAAAAAGGAAAAGAGAGAUAAAGAGCGAGAAAAGGAGAAAGAAAAAGAAAAGGAGAGAACGUGAUAGUUAAUUUUGGCCAAAUUUUUUUCUAUGACCUAUUGUAUUGAAUGGAUCCAUUGUAUUUAAUUGUAUUUUCAUUGAUUUUCUUCCUGCAAAGUUACAGGCACUUAGUCCACUCUCGGACAAUGAUCCUGUAUGUGCCAGGGAUGUUCACGAACAUCUUCAGAUUAAAAACAUUAAUUACAUCGUAAAGUAAACCCUUCUUUUCAUUA